AUGACAACCCUCACCUGCCAAACCUGCCACGACCCCCUCAUCAUCCCCAUCGAGCCCGACUCCGACGUUGAAGAGCAACCCGCCUGUUCCUCCUCUUCCUCAUCCCCCCAAACCGUCCCCGAUGACCUCCUCCUCCCCUGCGGCUGCCACUUCCACUGGCAAUGUUUCCUCGACCUAGCCAGCACCAUCUACUCCUCCCUGCGCUGCCCCUCUUGCAACGCCUACCUCCCCUCAGAGUCUGCCGGGUCAAGUAGCAAACCCACGAAUCCCCAAAUCCUUACCACCUACACCAACGAAGGCGGCGUGCAACCCUCCCUCGACCUGUACCCCACGCUCCAAGAAGAAGCUUAUUUAGCAGCAAACCCCUCCUCCCGGCCGGCCCGCGCCUUCCAAUCCUUUGCUUCCGAAGGCGACGUGCAGGGUAUGGUCUCCGUGUUGCGCAGCCUCAUCGAACCAGAUUCCGACUCGGAAGAUGACUCCAACACCCCUAAACUCACACCAGCAGAGGUACUUACUUACCGUGACCCCCUCAAUAACGACAAAACAGCCCUGCAUCUGGCCAUCGAAAACCGACAAGAAGAAGCCGUGUGGGCAUUGCUUUGGCUCGGGAGCGGGGCGCCAACGGAGCUGUUUCCGCCGGCGGUGCCGGCUGCGGCGGUGGGGUUGGGGCUGCCUAGAAGGUUGGAGCAGGGGCCGAUCCCGGUCGAGGAGGAUGUGCGGUUCGUAAGGGAUGGGGAGGGACGGACAGCGGGGGAUUUGUGUUUGGAGAUUGGGGAGGGAUGGGAGAAACUGGUGCAGGGGGGGUUGUUUAUGAGUUAG
Molecule: messenger RNA, 819 nt
Organism: Thermochaetoides thermophila DSM 1495
Lineage: Eukaryota; Fungi; Ascomycota; Sordariomycetes; Sordariales; Chaetomiaceae
Product: ring finger-like protein
Exons: 1
Coding region: 1-819 (272 amino acids)
Source: RefSeq, a predicted model, not a curated record